This is a messenger RNA of Hyphopichia burtonii NRRL Y-1933, 1644 nucleotides long. RefSeq names its product amino acid transporter. The record is from RefSeq and is a predicted model, not a curated record. NCBI's taxonomy places the organism in Eukaryota, Fungi, Ascomycota, Pichiomycetes, Serinales, Debaryomycetaceae. Gene Ontology annotation, molecular function: L-amino acid transmembrane transporter activity. Gene Ontology annotation, cellular component: membrane. The transcript has 3 exons. Bases 1 to 1644 code for a protein of 547 amino acids. Gene Ontology annotation, biological process: amino acid transmembrane transport.
AUGGUCAAAGAUUGCUUUCUUAACUACUCUGAUACUCAAAAUUCAAAUGGUGCUCCGGUUGAAUCAGUGAAUCCACUCGGUUAUAACCUUGAUUAUGUUACUACUUUCUAUAUGGUCAUUCAAGGGGUUAUAGGUACUGGUAUCUUUGCAACUCCUGCAACAAUUGUUAAGUCGAUGGGCAGUAUUGGGUCAACUUAUGUAUUAUGGACUUCGGGUUUUAUAAUUGUUCUUUUUGAAGUAUUUGUAUAUAUUGAGUACGUUACUUACUUCAAGAAGAGAAAUGGAGGUGAUGUAGCUUAUUUGGAACAAGCUUACCCAAAGCCAGAUUUUAUGAUUCCUACGACUUAUGCUGCUGUAUCUAUUUGUUUGCUGUUCUUAAACUCUUCUGCUAUCGCUUUUGGGACUUAUGUUUUGAGUGCUGCCGGUGUUGAAGCUUCUGCGUGGGGUCAAAGAGGUGUUGGAAUGGCUGUUUUAUCAUUCGCUUGUAUAUUAGCAGCAAUAAAUACUAAAUGGAGUUUAAGAUUAUCAAAUUUUUUGGGAUUCAUCAAAGUUGUCUUCCUUUUCUUGAUUGUCAUUACCGGAUUUGUGGUUUUGGGUGGAAAUACUCGUAUCCAAAAUCCUCAUGAGAUCUUUAAGAAUGCCUGGCAAGGUACUACUAGUGAUGGUAAUGCUAUUAGUAAUGCCAUUUUAAAGGUUUCUUUCUCUUUCGGUGGGACUCAGUAUGUUUUCAGUUUAGUUGGGGAAACAAAUCCAAGACAGACUAAAAAUGUCUUCCGCUUUUUCGUUCCUGGAGUGUUAUUCUUUAUUUACAUUCUUUAUAUAUGUAUUAUAACUUCUUACUAUUCAGCUUUUGAAUCAGCUGAAGAGAUUGGAUCUUCUAGUACUUUGGUUGCUUCGGCAUUCUUUUCAAGAGUUUUCGGUACUAAAUCUGCUACAAAAGCUCUUGAUGUUAUGGUUGCAUUAUCAGCUUUUGGUCAUUUAUUAGCUGCAGUAGUUGGCCACUCUCGUGCCUUAAGAGAAUGUGGCAGACAAGGUGUUUUGCCCUACUCUAAGCUAUGGACUUCUACCAAACCCUGGGGGACUCCCAUUUUACCAAUUUUUAUAACAUGGCUAGUUAACUUGAUUGUAAGUAUAGCCCCACCCCCUGGUGAUGCCUACAACUUCAUAGUUGAUAUGGGUUCUUAUUCAAGUUAUAUUUUCAAAUUGCUUUUGGUAGUUGGACUUCUUCUUGUCAGAAAACAAAGAAAGCAAGCUGGUUUGGGUUAUCAAGGAUGGAAAGUUCCAAUGCCUAUUUUGAUCAUAAUUAUUUUAUAUGAAAUAUUUGUUGUUGCAAUGGCUUUUGUUCCUCCUGCUGAUGGUUCGCUAAUUGGUUCUGAUGUAUCUUUCUUUUAUUGUACUUAUGCUUUAACAACUAUUGGAAUAAUUGGAUUAUGUAUUAGCUAUUAUUACAUUUGGGCUAAAAUAUUACCAAAAUUCUACAAUUAUGAACAUAGGAUUGCUUCUUUCACCUUACAAAAUGGUGAGCAAGGACAUACAGUUGUCAAGGUUGCUGCAAAAGAUGUUGCCCAAUGGGAUUUGGAACAUACCUCAGAUGGAAAAUUACUCUUCACUUCUCUUACCCUACUUAUAAAUAUCAGUAUAUAA